This is a messenger RNA of Saccoglossus kowalevskii, 877 nucleotides long. Its product is annotated as histamine N-methyltransferase-like. The record is from RefSeq and is a predicted model, not a curated record. Lineage: Eukaryota; Metazoa; Hemichordata; Enteropneusta; Harrimaniidae.
ACUGGAAACAAAUUCAUCUAUUAUUAUGUCUGAACGUAUAUCUUGUCUAAUAAAUUAUGGUGCAGAAUAUUAUGACAGAUUGGACGUACUAUUUGGAUCCAACAAAGCAGCAAUAACCACAACUGGCAAUCAAAACAUCAAGAAAGCUCUGGCAAAAUUAAAACAAAACCCAUUGCAUGAACUACGUGUUUUAGCAAUUGGUAGCGCGACAGGAUCGAUAGACGAAGGCAUCAUUGACACUCUUUGUGAAAAGUAUUCUAAGAUAGCAAAUACAGUCAUAGAACCUGCGUUAAGUGGAAUAGAUGAUUUUAAAGAGCGUGUGAAAACACAUCAAGAUAAAUGGUCUGGAGUCACUUUUGACUUCCGGGGGCAAACUAUUGAGGAUUAUCUAGAAAAGUUGGAUGAACUUCAAAAAUAUGACGUCAUUCAUGCAUUACAUUGCGUGUAUCACUUCGCAGAUCCACGUAAUAGUCUGGUUACUCUGUACGGGAUGCUGGAUACAAAUGGUUUAUUUAUAAUAAGAGCUAAUACAGGACACUGGGAAGAUUGCGCAUUGAAAAUCGGCGAAUACUACCACGACCCACGUAGCCAUUACAUAGGGACAAAGUAUAUUAAGACAUUGUUGCGUUCAGCUUUACCAUCUGCAAAUAUAGAGUCUUACUACACCGAAUCACCACUGAACGUGAGCGAUUGCUUCAAUGACGACUCCGUAGAUGGGAAUAAAAAAAUUGAUUUCAUCUUCCAGGUUUUGAAUUUUCGUCAAAGUCUACCUCCUGAAAAACAGCAGAUUUUUCUCGACUUUUUGAAAAAAUGCUGCAAUGAGGAAAACGGUGAGAUGAUCUUCAACAAACAAGAUGAAGAUUUGGUUAUUUAUUAA